UACAUUUUGGUAAUUUCUCACUUUUGAUCGCAAUAGUAAACUACUCUUUAUUUUAUUUUGUUAACGGUAAAGCUUCGGAAGCAACUCAGUUCCACUUCCGCAACAUGACAGCCAGCUGACGCGCAGACCGGAAGUGUUAGCCUGGCUAGCUGUGAGCUAGCUGUGUGGAUGUGUGCAGUUCGCUGGAAGACGAUGGUGUCGUCGUGUCGCAGAUAAAUGUUCGAGCGCUGAUGAAGCAACGAUGUCUUCAGUUCAGUGUCUGAGAGACUUUGUCCACCAGCGACUCACUGCUGCUGCUGAAGAGAUAUUCAGAGUGUUCGAACAAACUGUCCUCGAGUACGAGGACGAGAUCGAUCGACAGAGAAGACUGUUGGACAUCGUGUGGAACCCGGAGAUAAAGCUACACAGGACAGAGUUGCCACGGAAACAUGCCUGGAAGAAGAGGAAGACUCUCCGUGCCCGGGACAGGAACUCAGGUCUGGACCCAGAGGAUCCUGCUGCUGCUGGAGAAAGACCUGGAGAAAGACCUGGAGAAAGACCUGGAGAAAGACCUGGAGUCAGCGGGAACAUUAUCCACUUCAACGAGGAGUUGGAUCGACAGCGCCGACUGUUGGACAUCGUUUGGAGCCCUGAGAUAGAGAGCCAGAGGACAGAGCUUCCACAGCAACAUGUCUGUAAGGAGGAGGAGCUUCUCACUGACCAGGAGAGGAACCCCAGUCUGGACCAAGAGGAUCUAGAGCCUCCACAGAUUAAAGAGGAGCAGGAGGAGCUCUGCACCAGUCAGGAGGGAGAGCAGCUUGUCCUGAAGCAGAUCCAGACCUUCAUGUUGACGUCUCCUUAUGAGGGAAGUGAUCACAGUGAACCAACCAGUGAGCAGCAGCUCCUCUCCCACAUCUCUCCUGGAGCUGAAAGCCCAGCUCAGAGAGGAAGUGAGCAUGUGGACCCAGGACCAGCUAGAGAAGAAGAGUCCCAGAGACACAACUCCCCCCCGACACAGAGUCCCUGCUCCACUCACACAGGGGAGACGUCUUUCAUGUGUGACAUUUGUGGAAAAGUGUUUAUGACCAAGUCCAAACUGAACACGCAUGUGAGAAUCCACACAGGAGAGAGGCCGUUUUCAUGUGACACUUGUGGGAAAGCUUUUCUCUGUAAGUCCAGGUUGACCCUACAUCUGAGGGUCCACACGGGGGAGAGGCCGUAUUCUUGUGACUUCUGCGGGCAAACGUUCAGUCGGAAGGUUCACCUGCAAGAGCACAUCAGUCGUCACACGGGAGAAAGACCGUUUUUCUGCAAACUAUGUGGGAAAAAUUACAAACAGAGGUCGGCCCUGAGAGUGCACAUGAGAGUUCACACGGGUGAGAGGCCGUUCUCAUGUGAAAUAUGUCAGAAAACCUUCUUGGUCAAAACAAACUUGCUGGUCCACAUGAGACUCCACACGGGUGAGAAGCCGUGUAUCUGCAGCACGUGUGGGAGGAGUUUCAUUUAUCCAACAUCCUUAAGAAAGCACAUUAGGAUCCACACGGAGGAGAAGUUGUUAAUCCCUGAAGAUGUGGGAGAGAUUUCCCGUGUUGUGGUGAAUUGACUGAACGUGACCAGAGUCCUCACUGGUGAGAAACCACAUCGCUGCAGCACCUGAUGGAGAAGAGAAUUAGACGUGUCUUCAAUAAUUAUGUCUUUUUAAUAUUUAUAUUCUCCACCUCAGUUAUAUGAGUGUGGUCAUCCUGCCAAAUAGAUUCUUUGAUUCUCUUCCUCCAGCUUGUUUGUUCAUUUUCUAUUUGAUGUAUUGUGGGAUUGAAUUCACUUGAUAGUACUUGGCAGUUUGUUUACCUGACAGCUGCAGCCACUGUGCUGUCAUUAACAUACAGAAUGAGUUUAUAAUAUAUAACUUAUAUGAAAACUUUAAAUAUUCCAUUGAUUGUCUUUAUACUCCAUCUGGAAU
Messenger RNA from Limanda limanda (common dab), 1939 nucleotides. Its product is annotated as zinc finger protein OZF-like. Gene Ontology annotation, molecular function: RNA polymerase II cis-regulatory region sequence-specific DNA binding; DNA-binding transcription factor activity, RNA polymerase II-specific. The transcript has 3 exons. The record is from RefSeq and is a predicted model, not a curated record. Gene Ontology annotation, cellular component: PcG protein complex; transcription regulator complex. The coding region runs from base 242 to 1582 and encodes 446 amino acids. Lineage: Eukaryota; Metazoa; Chordata; Actinopteri; Pleuronectiformes; Pleuronectidae. Gene Ontology annotation, biological process: regulation of transcription by RNA polymerase II.